Messenger RNA from Suillus paluster, 664 nucleotides. RefSeq names its product sorting nexin SNX3 family protein. Gene Ontology annotation, cellular component: retromer complex; early endosome membrane. The coding region runs from base 45 to 515 and encodes 156 amino acids. Gene Ontology annotation, biological process: endocytic recycling; late endosome to Golgi transport. Gene Ontology annotation, molecular function: phosphatidylinositol-3-phosphate binding. The record is from RefSeq and is a predicted model, not a curated record. The transcript has 5 exons. NCBI's taxonomy places the organism in Eukaryota, Fungi, Basidiomycota, Agaricomycetes, Boletales, Suillaceae.
AUUGCUGUGUUCGCUGUUUACUACACUGAGACACCAACCACGACAUGACAACCGUGUCGCCAUUUGCCCGCAGCAGCGCGUUCGACGAGCCCCGCCUUGGCGGGCGCGAACAGACCAUUGAAGAAAUGUACAGCGUCCCUGAGAGCUUCUUAGAAAUUGAAGUUCGCAAUCCUCAAACCCAUGGUUUUGGUAGAAAGAUGUAUACCGACUAUGAGAUCGUGUGCAAGACAAACAUCCCUGCCUUUAAGCUUCGCCAUUCCCUCGUCCGGCGUCGUUAUUCCGACUUCGAGGCGUUCCGUGAUAUUCUGGAACGCGAAUCGACUCGUGUUAACAUCCCCCCACUUCCUGGCAAAGUCUUCACCAAUAGAUUCUCCGAUGAAGUUAUCGAGAGUCGAAGGGAGGGACUGGAACGAUUCUUGAGCAUCGUUGCUGGCCACCCCCUCUUGCAGACGGGUAGUAAGGUUCUAUGCGCGUUUAUGCAGGAUCCGGCCUGGGAGAAGUCUCAGUGGGUGUAACCCACCUACGUCAUACUUGUAAUGAUCACCUCGGAAGGUACCUUAACAUACAUUCUGUACCCCUUCUGCUACACUCUUCUUGUGUAUUUACGCUGUUGUUUUCUGUUGUCUCGCUAUCACUUAUUUUUAGAUCAAGUGUUUUAUCUUCG